AUGCAGCGGACAUUGGCAACGGGAACUGAUUUCCUAGGCAUCGCCAGGCAGUCGCACUGGCAGCACCAAGCCUUCCGGCGCAAGCACAUUUUUCAUUCCUCGUUAAAGCGCCGGGCCUCGACGAUUGCGGCACUCGAGGAGGACGACAAUCGCAAAACAGUCGCAGGAUCGCAGAGCGGCAAUUCCGCAGAGAUCCGCAUUAUGAGCUCACAGGAGUUCAAGAGGCGCAUGACGCGGUCCAAAGCGCCGGCUUUUGAUCCAGCGGCGGCGUCCUUCAUGCCAGCACCCGACGUGCGUAUCCCGCCGCCAGGCUGGCAACCGCAGCCAGAACAGAUCUUCCGAGGAGGCCAGAUACCGGCGAAGAUGAGACACGCAGCAGGGCACGUAGCCCAGGGUCAACUCGGGCACUAUCCCGUUUCCUACAACACACUUCAGAACUCGAGCCUAGCCGCGACAAACAAACACGCAUCGCAAGGCCAGUCACGACCUACAGGUACUCCAUCUCCUCAUGCAAACCCGGCACACGAUCCAGAAGUCUCAUCAGAUGGGGAGAGUGGUCCCAGUGUGGGGGUGCCCGAACCUCAAUCACGGCCCCGCCAAGUCAGCACUGUCGAGAUACCAAUUCUUGGGAAGGAAGCUGAAGCAGGCAAGCCAGUCAAGAUCUCUAAAAAGAAGCGCAAGUACCUUGUGCCUUCUGCAGAGUCCGGCGGCGUGCCCGACCCGAGCAAGAAGUACAGGUCCCAAUCUGCCCGGCCACCUGCGCGCCUACUGGUCCCGCGGAGGAUUUUGGUAGUCAUAGAUCUCAACGGCACCUUGCUGCACCGGCCGAACCACAAGAAAUCGGCAAGCUUCGUUGAGCGUCCGUUUGCGCGGGUCUUCCUCGACUACUGCCUAAGGACCUUUGUGGUUGCCAUCUGGUCGUCCGCAAAGCCCGAGAACGUCCGCAGGAUGGUUCCGCAGAUCCUCAGCCCGCAAGACCAGAGUUUGCUUGUCGCUACCUGGGGUCGCGAUACGCUGGGACUCAGCCCGGAUGACUACAACCAGAGAGUCCAGUGCUAUAAGCGACUUGAGGUCUUGUGGAACGACUCCAAAGUUGCAGCCAGCCACCCUGAGGCCCAUCUUGGGUUCAAGUGGGACCAGACCAACACAGUCCUGAUCGAUGAUUCCAAGGAGAAGGCACGCAGUCAACCCUACAACCUCAUUCAGCUGCCCGAGUUCGAGGGUGACACCAAUGAGGCGGGUUUUGUUCUUCCUCAGGUUCACGACUAUUUGAACGAGUGUGCUCAACAACGAGACAUCAGCUGCUAUAUUAGGGAACGCCCCUUCCAGUUCAACCCAGACUUCCAGUUGGACUUGACUGGAUGA
This is a messenger RNA of Neoarthrinium moseri, 1365 nucleotides long. RefSeq lists its product as uncharacterized. Gene Ontology annotation, molecular function: phosphoprotein phosphatase activity. Lineage: Eukaryota; Fungi; Ascomycota; Sordariomycetes; Amphisphaeriales; Apiosporaceae. The coding region runs from base 1 to 1365 and encodes 454 amino acids. The transcript has a single exon. The record is from RefSeq and is a predicted model, not a curated record.